GCAGAUAAGGUGACAAGGAGGACCCUCCCGUGGGUGUAGUGGGACGAAAACACCUCUCAACGCGACACUGUUUCGUUUCCACGGAGCUGUCAGAAACACUUCAGUCCUCUCCGGCUGGAUGAAUUGUGAGGAGCUCGAUACGUGAAGCUCAAUUUUCGGGAAACUUUUAUAUAUUGACGCUGAUGGGACAUGGCGAUGGCCUCUCCAUCAACAUCAACGGCAGGACCAGCUACGGCAUCUGAGUCAGAGCUCUCAAGCCUGGGGGGCAUUGAGGCCCUGAAAUUGAAGGUGGGGCCGGUGCGGAGGAACCUCUUCGGGCCCGUGGACCACCAGCAGCUGCAGCAGGACUUCCAGCGGCUGCUCAGCAGGAACCUGGAGGUGGCCAGAAAGCACUGGAACUUUGAUUUCCUGAGCGAAAAGCCAGAGGAGGGCUCCAACUUCAAGUGGGAGGAGCUAAGGUACCAGGACGUGCCAGCGGUUUACCACAGCUGCACGGUUAGGCCUGCGCCGCGUCCAGUGUCCGAAAGUCGGACAUCGUCUUCGUCUGGUGAGGGUUCGCCAUGGUACAGCAGCUCGUCCGGAUCUGGUGAUGAAUACCUUGAGGUGACCACGAGGGGUUGCUACCCGAUUCAACGGCACAGAAAACGCAAACAGUCUGCCAUCACAGAUUUCUUCAAGGUGAAGAAAAGGAAGCUUCUGCAUGACAAAGCAUCUUCUCGUCAGUAGAAAAGCACAACCAGACCCAGAGGAGGAUCACUUAGUGGUCGACAUCCCUCUGCACAUCACCUCACACAGAUAUGUGUCAUAUCAUAUGUAUAUAUAUUUGUAGCAAUUUGUAAAUGGCUGUAAACAAGCUCAUUCAGCACGAGCUUUACAAACUCCUCUGACACCGUAUACCUUAAGUUUUCAGCACAAGGAAGCUACCAUAUUCCUAGUUAAUCUAGCUCAGUCUGUAGGAACGGUUUUUGAUGCGAAUUUUAAAUAUUAUACAUGUUCUACAUAAUGUUUUCCUUAGCUCUUGACUAUACUGUGAAAUUAUUUUGAAUGCACUGUUAAUAACAGAAAAGAGGUUCAUUAUCUUCUGAACGGGUCUUGGAUAGUAUUUAACCUCAGUCCUCAACUUUCUUUUUUUUUUCUCUCCCUCUUGCUAAAAGUCAUAAGAGGUUCUGAUUAAAUGAGUUACUAUUCCUGGCCUCGCACCACACUUAGCCUUUAGUCUCCCCCCGGGGCUCGGAUAGCACGAGUCAAGCCAGGGGUCAAAAUCUCACCCUCGGCUCAAAAUUUGGCAGCGCGCCUGUGAUUAGCUCCGGGGCAAAGGUCAACGGUGGAGGUUCAGCAAUGAGGUAAUGCGGCCGUAUCUGUCCAACAGUGACUUCAAUUUCUGUGGGACUAUUUAUUUAUUAUUCACGAAGAUAGGUCAUCUGCAAUUCCACCAUUGCCACCUAAAAAUAAUGGCAUUUAAUGAAAACAAAAAAUAUAUAAAUUGCAAAUCAUAUUCCCUUUUGUGCAUUGCUUUAUUUGCAUAAUGGGGCUGUAAAAAUCUAUAUUUAAUUUGGCAGCAGACCAGAACAUACCUUAUUUACUUGUAUGUUUCCAGCUUUAUGCUUGUAAUAAUGUAGCAUUUUCCACUUGUAGGGGGCUAAAUAUGCCUCUUUUUCCAGGUGUUUUAUCACUGUGUUGCAGCUCAGAGGAAUCCAAACCUCUUGUUUUUUUUUGUUUUUUUAAGUAUGAAGAGUCUAGCUGCUUCACUUUUUCUGUCUCCGUACCGUUCUAUAGGUGUCUGUGCGUACAUGCAUUUAAUUGUUAGUGACCGAAGGUGUUGGUUUGGUGAAGGUUUUUCACGGGUUGCAACAGUUGUAGCAGCAAACUCAGUUGAACCAAAGAGAAAUUGCUUUGCCAUUAAAUUAGAAACACACCCAGUCACUCAGUGUCUGAGUAAUUUUGGGUCACAGAAGGCCUCAAACAAGUCAAGAUAUUCAAAUAUAUUGUGUUAACAUGCCACAACUGCCCAAUUUACAAUUUUGGUGACUCAAAUAGGAUGUGCCUACUUCUUUUCCCUAAUAUGGAUAAAAAGCCAUAACCAGGAUUAAUCCACUCUUACUACCUCAUCCAAUGGUACAAAUUGCGUACAAGUUACAUGCGAAAUAACAAAACCAACAGAGGUCGUGUUGUUUGCGUCUACAGGCGAAAGAGAGACAGAGAGACAGAAACAAAGGGGGGUUGGGCUCUUAUAAUAUUGUUGUGGUAAAAGCUGUCGAGGUUCAGCGCUAGGUGUCGAGUUUCACAUCAGGUAAAAGAGUCAGUGUGUCAGAGCGGGGCCUAGCUGCGGGCAGGCAGGCAGGCAGGCAGCUUUUGUUGUCGCUCUGCCUCACUUUGCUUCCCCAUAAGGAAAAGGGACAAACUUUAAUAAGGGAAAAUGUCUCAGAACAAAGAAUUUCUCCAGCCAGACAAGUGGCGUGCGAUUCAGACACGCUCAAGUCUCUCAGUCUCUCUUUCAUGAACCAAGCGCCUCGAUCUCUGCGAUUAAUCAGCAUGAAAGGAGUUGCUCAUAAUCAUGUUAUUCUUUCAUGGGCCAACAAGGUGAUAUUUCACAGAUCUUAAAAUAGCAAACCCGGCUUUUUGAAAUAGUUUUUAUGACAACUUAUCUAUGUGUGUGAGAGUAAAUGUUUGUGUGCACCUAUCUUCUCAGACAAAACUUUCAGUCUAUAUUAACUUAUUUUGUUCUGUAGGGAAAUCAUUUUAAAGUCCCUAUGUUUUUUGGUAUAACUUACUAAUUGUUAUUUACGAAACUAUAUCUUUGCACUACUUUAAACAGUUCUGACAAGAGAACAUUUUUUUUGGUAAUCUUUAAAAAAGAAAAAAUACAAAUACUCGCUGAGAAACUGAGACACAGAUUAGACAUUUGACAUUUUAAAUUAAUAAAAUCUUUUUUUCCCCCUCAAAUCAGACUGUUAGAAACAGUUUAUACAUGUGUUUAUUACAUUGUUUCUGUAUCUUGUUAGUCUUCCUCAAGUACAGUAGGUGGAAAAAUAAAAAUAAAUCAAGGAAAUCUAAAAGGAUAAAUAUCAAGCUUGAUCUGUUAGUGUCUCACUGCCAAGCAGACUUUGCUUUCCUAAAUCACAGUUGCAGCUAUAUCGAAGUGUUGUGUGUUUCUGUUGUAACUUUGUACAUGCAUGAAUGAAAGAUAAUCUUUGUACAACAUUUGUCAUAAUUUUAUUGUAAUUUAAUGCUGGUUUAUGUACCCUUGCAACAUGUAAGAAGUGGAUAUGUUUGGGAUCAGAAUCAUAUCCUUUUUGAUGAUAUUUGUAAAGAAAAUAUAUUUCUGGGUUGUUGGUGCGCUGUUACCUUUCAUAUUUUUUGAUUUCUUAGAGCGUGCUCAAAUAAUAAAAUGAUGAAUAAGAUUGAUACAAACUACAAAAUAAUGGUCUGAAGUUUUGUUUCCACUGUGAGGUUUAUUGAUUAUUGGCACCCCCUGGUGGUUUAAAUGUAACACUGCGCACAAAGUCAAUCAUUUGGUAAUAGUUUGUCUGAAUUCAAUUCUAUCAACUAGAAGCUAUUAUAAAAGGAAGUUCAGUAAGGAAACACUAGUUACAAGACCAAAAUAAUUAAAGAAGCAAUUUCACCUAUACCAUUAGUGUUUUAUCAUAAAUAUUCCGUAUAUAACUCAGUGUGCAAAAUGUCACUUACAUUUAUUUAAAAUGAUAAUCUGCAUUUACAUUAGUUAAAACUGAAAAAGUACACAAUAAAAAUAAAACAACAAAUAUGACACAGAUAGUGUUAUACAUUCCGCAUACAUUUCAAUUUAUAUUCCAUUACAUUUGGCAGGUUCAGAGACAGCAGAGGUGCAGGUGUCUCAUUUUUCAGCUCCAUUACUCUUGGUUUAACAUAAGGAACACGCCUCAUAACAUUGAU
Molecule: messenger RNA, 3912 nt
Organism: Anoplopoma fimbria (sablefish)
Lineage: Eukaryota; Metazoa; Chordata; Actinopteri; Perciformes; Anoplopomatidae
Gene: cdkn1d
Product: cyclin-dependent kinase inhibitor 1D
Exons: 3
Coding region: 190-726 (178 amino acids)
Biological process (GO): signal transduction by p53 class mediator; regulation of mitotic cell cycle
Cellular component (GO): nucleus
Molecular function (GO): cyclin-dependent protein serine/threonine kinase inhibitor activity
Source: RefSeq, a predicted model, not a curated record